This is a messenger RNA of Entrophospora sp. SA101, 259 nucleotides long. NCBI's taxonomy places the organism in Eukaryota, Fungi, Glomeromycota, Glomeromycetes, Entrophosporales, Entrophosporaceae. The record is from the annotation of a GenBank genome assembly.
ACAUUUAGAUGGAGCUGUUUUGCAUAGUAAUGGUGUUGUUUUAGAUGCUUUAAGUCAACCUUCUUUAAUGAUAACUGAUGCUUAUAAUUCACUUACAAGCGUUGAAGAUCAUGAAGAAGAAGACUUUGAAGAAGAGUUUGAUAAAUUAUUGGAUGAAAAUUCAAAAUUACAUGCUCGUUUGAUAAGUUUACAAAAAGAAAGAUUUCUAAAGAAUCCCAAUGAAAUAUCCGAUAUUGAAAUUGAAAUUGGUAAUAUAUAA